Molecule: messenger RNA, 2781 nt
Organism: Oncorhynchus kisutch (coho salmon)
Lineage: Eukaryota; Metazoa; Chordata; Actinopteri; Salmoniformes; Salmonidae
Product: zinc finger and SCAN domain-containing protein 31-like
Exons: 2
Coding region: 96-1481 (461 amino acids)
Biological process (GO): regulation of transcription by RNA polymerase II
Cellular component (GO): PcG protein complex; chromatin; transcription regulator complex
Molecular function (GO): DNA-binding transcription factor activity, RNA polymerase II-specific; RNA polymerase II cis-regulatory region sequence-specific DNA binding
Source: RefSeq, a predicted model, not a curated record
GACGCGACACUGGAAAAUAUGAUAUGCUCGUGCAUGGCCAAAACGUCGACAAACACAAACGCACGUAGCCGCAUAGUCUGCUUGGAUAAUCUAAAAUGGCUAAAAUACAGUUGUUGAGAAUGUUUCUCAACCAGCGUUUAACAGCAGCGGCUGAGGAGAUAUUUGGGGCUGUUGAGAAAACGAUAGCAGAGUACCAGGAAGAAGUGUAUCGUUCAAAAGAGGAGAACGGCCGUCUACAGAGGCAGCUUGAUAUCGUUCUCAAACCACAAGAGAUACAAUUACAAAGGACAGACCUCCAGCAGCUCUCUCUCACUGUCUUCGAAGAGGAGGUUCCCACUAAGCAGCAACACUGUGAGCAGGAAUGGAGCCCCAGUCUGGGGCAAGAUUGCCCAGAGCCCACUCAAAUUAAGGAGGAACAACAGGAGCAACAUAGGACCAGUCAGGAGGAAGAGUUUCAUAAUGACUUCUUCAUAAUUAGCUCUAGUGACUGUGUGAAAAGUGACUAUGAUCAGGAAGAGGACUCAUGUCAGCCCUCACAUCUUUACCAAACACAAAGUGAGGAAUAUGGACAGGGAGCCUCUCUAACAAGCACUUCAACGGAACCGAUCAAAACAGAACCUGAUGGAGAGGGCUACAUGUCAUUAGAACCAACCAGGGAACCUCAGCCCCUCUCUGUAGUAAAUCCAGUCUGUUCUCCAACCCCAAGUAAAUACAGGGAAGGUGUCAAUGAAGAGGAAAAAGAACCUUGGAUUAGGUUUACUCCACUCAAAUCAAAGAAAGCACAGAAAAUAACAAGCCAUAGCUCCGGUAUGUGGAAAAAAGGAAGGAAAUCCACAGAGUCAUCCCAUAUGAACCCACACAGUCAAAGCCUUACUACUCCCUGUUGGUGUGGUGUGUGUGGAAAUAAAUGUUAUUCUGUGAGUUUUUUAAUAAAACAUACACGAGAACACACAGAGGAUAUAGGCCUAGAUUGCCUUUGCGGUGUCUGUGGAAAACACUUUGAGUCCAAAGAAAUUCUGAUAGAGCAUCUCCAAACUCACAUGAAAAAUCUUUUUUGUCACUUAUGUGGUCAAUGUUUCAACUGGACUAGUAAUCUGAAAAGACACAUGAUGAUUCACACAGGGGAAAGACCCCAUCGGUGCAGUGACUGUGGCAAAGGCUUCAGGUCGAGUGAUUGUCUGACAAAGCAUAGGAGGAUUCACACAGGUGACAAACCGUUUCCUUGCCCAGUUUGCCACCGUGGUUUUAACAGACGAGAUAACCUGAAAGUGCAUAUGAGAGUUCACACAGGGGAGAGACCGUAUAUGUGUUCUGAAUGCUAUAAAUGUUUUGCAACGUUAACGUCACUGAAUAAGCACCAGACAAUGCACAAUGAGGAACGACCGUAUGUGUGCACUGAUUGCGGUACCCGCUUCAAAGCGCUUGAAUCCCAAAGAAGGCACAUGAAGAGUGUUCACAACAAGAAGGAGAAUACAACAUGACAAUGCCUUGUACGGGUUACGUUAUCAGAAGAUUGAGGCGCAUUCUAACUGCCAUUGGACAGGAGAACAGCCCUUUAGGACAGACACAUUGCAUUAUGGAAUCAGUGCAGUAGUUACCAUUACUUGUUAGUAUCCAUUACCCAUUAGUUUACCAGAUGCAAAUAGCAGACAGAAGUUAUUUAUGUGCCCGUGUUUCUAAAGUGUCACAGUCUGUAAAUUGUUGAAAGCUAAGCUCAUUUUAUUUUCAUAAAUCCACCGAUGCAUUUAAUUGGCUGGCAGGAUGGAUGGAUCCGGCAUAACCCAAAUCCAGGCCUUCACAAACCCAACCACCGAACUGAUCUGUAUAGAUUAGAUCACUUCACCAGGCUUUGUGAGAUCUGAUCAUCUGUGCAACACGAUUGCAAUAAACACGACCUGGAACGGACCCUGCAGGUCAUUUAUGAACGUUUGAACAUCUUGGCCAUGUUCUGUUAUAAUCUCCACCCGGCACAGCCAGAAGAGGACUGGCCACCCCUCAGAGCCUGGAGAUAUAGUCGUCCUUGGGGACCAGGUUGAGGGAUAGGGUUCUUCUUGGGGUUAGGCUCAGAGUGAACCAUAGCCUCUCCUGGGGUCCCAAAUCGAGGAACAUUUCUGGUAAGAAGCAUGGCAUUUGGUUGUCGGCCUUGCGUCCCUGAGUGACAGAAACUGAAAACUAAUUGUAAUGUGUAUUCUAUUGCAUUCUUAGUUCUAUAAUUGCAUUCUGUAACUGCCUUAAUGAGUUCCCAAAUGAGUAAUCAACAGUCUUGUUGGGUGACGUUUUACUUGUUGACCACAAUACUGACAUACGGUACGACCACACUCUUCAAACAAGCAGACUGUCACCAACAUCAUGCAUAAGCUUACCUGUUGUGAAGUGAAGCACAUGGACAAUAUCUAUGUUACCUUUAGGGAGGAAAUACCACAGUUAUUGUAAUUUAAAAAACAAUACAGACAACUAUUCUUUCAGAGUUCAGAUGUUUGAGUUAAGCAAGCAUUGAAUAAACUGAUUUAAUCAUGCUUUCAAAAUACAAGCAUCUGAAGGUGGGAAUGAAUAAGAGGCCAAGUGAACAAAUCAACACGCAUCCAUAAUCAAUAGACAUCUGUUUAUCAAAAUGAGAAUGAAAUAUAAGAAAACACAAAUAUAUUUACUUGACCUCACCUGUUGCAUCGUGACUUGCCUACCUACUACGCAUAUGAAUACCCCUGUAUUGGUUUCCCUUUUUGUUUUAAAUGUGCAUGUGAUGUUAUCCCACGAAAGCAAUAAACAUUUCAAGUGAAUAUA